Messenger RNA from Saccoglossus kowalevskii, 444 nucleotides. Its product is annotated as calmodulin, striated muscle-like. Gene Ontology annotation, molecular function: calcium ion binding. Gene Ontology annotation, cellular component: myosin II complex. Lineage: Eukaryota; Metazoa; Hemichordata; Enteropneusta; Harrimaniidae. The record is from RefSeq and is a predicted model, not a curated record.
AUGUCGAUGAUUCUGAUGGAAGACGAGAUUGCGAAACUCGAGGAAGCAUUUAAUGAGCACGACACGGACGCAGAUGGCGUAAUCACUGUAACCGAAGUAGAAUCAGUUUUGAAAACCCUUGGUCAUACUUUGUCUGAGUCAGAGGUGAGCGACAUGGUUGUCGAAUACGAUCCACACGACACAGGCACAAUCAAUUUACCAGACUUCAUCGAUAUGAUGUCCCUCUAUACAAAGUACCUGGUUGACGACACCUUCAAAGAAGGUUUCCAAUUGUUCGAUUUGGAUGGCGAUGGUUUUAUCUCCCAGGACGAGGUACGCAGAAUCCGUGAUCACCUCGGCGAAACCACAUCGGAUGCGGAAAUAGAAGAGAUGUUUGACGAGGCAGAUACUAAUAAGGAUGGCCUCAUCAGUUACAUUGAAUUUGUGAGAAUGAUGUUAAAAUAA